Alligator mississippiensis (American alligator) is the source of this 1879-nucleotide messenger RNA. It is a transcript of the gene TMEM86B, whose product is annotated as transmembrane protein 86B. The transcript has 3 exons. NCBI's taxonomy places the organism in Eukaryota, Metazoa, Chordata, Crocodylia, Alligatoridae. Gene Ontology annotation, cellular component: membrane. Bases 441 to 1145 code for a protein of 234 amino acids. The record is from RefSeq and is a predicted model, not a curated record.
CAUGCCUGGAAAGGCAGUCUCAAUUGAGGGCAGCACCUCAGGCCCUGAAAUAGGAAGGGAGUGAGAGGAGCUGGGAGGAACCCAGGUGUCCUGGCUCCCAAACACGCCAGACUCCCCUACCUCCCCAGUGCUGAGAUAGAGCCUAGGUGUCCUGGGCCUGGCCAGCUGCAGGGUGGGGAACCCAGGUGGGGCUAGGUAGUGGGGGCUGGGAUGUGUUGCCCACCCCCCCCCCAACCUGGGAUCCCACUCACCCUGCCCCCACCUUGGGCUGCUCCUUGCCCUGCCUCCCAGGCUGCAGCACUGUUAUCAGAUGGUGCCAGGCGGGGCUGAGUCGAUAACCCCGCUAUCAGCUGUCCCGUGGUGCCCUCUGCGGGUGAAAGUCCAGGAGGGAGACAGCUGCACUGCACAGCCCCAGGGACUGGUCUAAGCCUGUUACCAGCAUGGACAUACUGGAGACGGAUGCCCACCACCGCAGGAAGCUCGCUGCUGAGGCCAGGGGCCGCACUGUGCGGCUGCUCCCAUUCCUGGUGUCCUGUGCGCUCUACUUUGGGCUGUGGCUGCCAGAGCCGAGCUGGCCCAGUGCUGUGACCAAGAUCCUGCCGGUCCUGAGCCUGGUGCUGUUCAUUUGGAGCGAAAGUAAUGGGUCCUGGACGCCCUAUGCCCAGGGCAUCUUCUGGGGGCUGCUGUGCUCCUGUGCUGGUGACAUCUGCCUGGUCUGGCCUGACCUCUUCCUGCCAGGUGCAGGUGCCUUUGCCAUUGCCCACCUCUGCUAUCUGUGGGCACUGGGGCUGCGUCCCGUCCGCCCUGUUGCCUUCAUGUUGACGGCUGUGGUCUGGACUGCAACCUUGGUCUGCCUGAAGCCCUGCCUGGAUAGCCCAGUGCUAGGUUGUGCAGGGAUCUACUCCGCCCUGCUCUUGGCCGCAGCCUGCAGGUCUCUGUCCCGUCUGCCUUCGCCUCACUGGAGCCCGUGGCUCGUGGCCUGCGGCUUCCUCCUCUUUGCCGCCUCUGAUGCCAUCCUGGUCUUUGACCGCUUCUGUUUGCCGCUCCCCCGGGCCCGGCUUGUGGUCAUGGUCACAUACUACAUGGCUCAGAGCCUCAUUGCAGCCUCUGUGGUGGGGGAGGCCAUCCACUGGAAGGACAUCUGAGGCUGGGGUCUCUCCCAUGACCUAUGAACCCACGCAGGAUGUUGGUGACCUCUCACCAAGUGUUGACUUGGAAGUUAUCUGGUUGACCUUUGACCAAGCUCUGUCCACCUCUGACACCCAUGGCCCCCAAGAAAAUCAACAAAAUCGUGGGUUAACCCAGAAAUUAUUCCAUUGGCCUUUACCCACCCCCCAACCCAAGCACCGCCAACCCAACAGGAUGCUGUUCACCUUUGACCCCUGUGAUUCCCUCCUACCCCAAGAGAGCCAACAGAGUUGCAAGUUGACCUGCAAUUGAUUCCCAUGACCUAGGAUUGACCCUAUGCCAAAGCUGAGCCAGUUGGGAGAGUCAUUGGUUGACCCUUAUAACAGCUGACCUGGAAGUUAUUCAGUUGACCUUUGACACUCCCCCUCCAUGCACUGUUCACUUUUGUCCUCCAUGGCUGCCAAGAGAACCAACAUAGUCAUGGGUUGACCUGGAAGAUAUUCCUGUGACCCAGGACUCUGUCUCCAUGCUGACGAUGAGCCAAUUGGGAGGGUCACUGGUUGACAUUUGACCUUCAAAUCAGCUGGAAGUGAUGCUGGUGAACUGUCACCUGACGUGGCCAAGGUCAGGGGUCAGACCCUCACCACCUUUGUCAAGAGGAUGCCACAGUGUCCAAGCCAUGACCUGGAAGCAGUUUCUUUGAUGUUUGACUCUGCUCCAACAGCCCCAAUAACACCUGGUUGUGGAACAA